Biomphalaria glabrata is the source of this 4467-nucleotide messenger RNA. RefSeq names its product zinc finger protein 665-like. The coding region runs from base 884 to 1984 and encodes 366 amino acids. The record is from RefSeq and is a predicted model, not a curated record. NCBI's taxonomy places the organism in Eukaryota, Metazoa, Mollusca, Gastropoda, Planorbidae. Gene Ontology annotation, cellular component: nucleus. The transcript is spliced from 3 exons.
AAAACUUUCCAAUGGUGUAUAAAUUAUGACUUUAAGUUGAACAGUUAGAAAGUUAUGAUUUUUUUUCUGGCGUUUUGACCUAGCAUAGGUUGACAUGGAGCAAGUAAGAUGAGAGCGUCUUGCUGAGCCAGCGAGACCCCCCCCCCACCCGGCUCAAAAAGUUAAAAAGUUGGAAUUGAGUUUCGUAGAGGAUAAAUCUACUUAUUAAAUAAGAAAUUUAAUAGUAGAUCUAGUAUGCGUAGUAAAUUUCUAGCUCACAAAUGUGAUUUCAUUUAUAUUUAUGAACUCCACUAGUUUAGAAUGUAAAUAUUGAUGAAAUAAACAAAUUAUCGGGUCUAGAGCUACAAGAAAUGUCAGAGGGGUGUGGACAAAUAAAUGGGGACUUUGUGAUGGCAGAAAAUAAGAAAAUAUUUAAAAAGUGGGAUCAAAUCGUCUGAAACAAUUAUUUUUCAAUUUGGCUUUAAAAUUUAAAAAAAAAAGAUUAAAACGUAAAAACUCUUUUAAAACUAUUUAGACACAUGCAUAAUUGUUAUAUCUACUAGCCUAUGCAUGAUUUUAUUCAUUGGAUAGUUUAGUUUUCAUUAAAAAAAAAUAAAAAAAAUAAAAAUCCCAUAGGGAGCAGUGCAAACUUAUGUUUCAACAUUAUAAUCGAUCAAAACAAAGUAUCGUGAUAAAACUUGGCAGAAAUAUGGCCAGAUAUAUAUACUCUAUUAUGGGGGAAAAAAUCAACUUCUUGGACCUUACCUGAAAUGAGUAUCAGUACAAAUUAAAAUACAUAUACCUUCAUGUUAAAAAAAAAAACAUGUAUAGAAGCUGAAAAAGAAAGACAAAAACUAACUAAAAGAAACACAGAAUCUAACUACCAGCAUCUGUGUUUGAAGACAUGGAACAAAAUUUUACUCUUGAUCUGAGAAAAGUGAUAAAAAAGGAAAUGGAGGAAUGUGUUGAAAAUGCUUCAUUAGCACAAACAUUCCAAGAUCAAUGUCAUAAAGUAUCAAUAUUGACUGAAAUGAAACAUCAUGUAACUCAUGAUUUGAAAAUUGAAAUAAAAAAGGAAAUUGAGCAGGAUGUUGAUCAAGAUUUGAUGACCCAUACAUGUAAUAGACAAUCUCAGAAUUUGUCUGUUAUAGGUGACAUGAAACAAGAUUUCACUCUUGAACAGGAGACAAUUAAAACUGAAAGGAAUAUAGAAGAAGAAAGAUUCACUCAGACAUUAAAACAGAAUUAUACCAGUAUAAUGCCAGAUGAUGACUGUGAUUUUAUUGAAAAUCAGCUACAGGUAAGAUUCAUGAGACAAGAGAAAAGAAAAAUUGAUGAUGAGCUUACUGAAGAAAACAAGGAGAAAAAAGAAAAAAUUCUUUUGAAAAAGAAUGUUGCAGUUAAAGGGAACACACUUUCGACUGAAGGAGAUCAAGCUAUAUUGGAGAAAACCAAAAGUUUCGAAUGUCCAACAUGUAAAAAAGCAUUUUUUUCUUCCUCAGAUCUUCAAAAACACCAGAUGAUUCAUACUGGUGAACUGACAUUCAAAUGUGAAUUAUGCCUGAAAGUAUAUUCAUGCUCUGGAAAUUUAAAAAGACACCAGUUGAUUCAUACUGGUGAUAAACUCUUUGUAUGUGAAAUAUGCCAAAUACCAUAUUCGUCACUUUCAUACUUGAAAAAACACCAGGCCGUUCAUACUGGAAGCUCAUGUAAAAUCUGUCAUCAAGUAUUUCAUAACUCUUCAGAUCUAAAAAUACAUCAGAUAGUUCACAGUGAUGAGAAGGGAUUGAAUUGUCAGUUGAGUUUGAAAGGGCUUGAGUGUCCUACUAGUGUGAAAGUGUUUGUGUGUCAUGUUUGUUUAAAAGUGUUUCCUUCCUCUUGGAAAUUAAAUAGACACCUUCUAGUUCAUACUGGGGAAAAAACAUUCAAAUGUCAAACAUGUCAAAAAACAUUUUCUUUAUCUUAUUAUUUAAAAAAACAUCAAUUAGUUCAUGCUGAUAAAUAAUUCUUUAAAUAUAAGACAAUUAAGAGACAAAUCCAAUGUGUCAAUGGGCAUUUUCUUUUGCUAGGAGUCACUUUCAAAUAUUGUUGUUUUUUUUUUGGUUGGUGGCAGGCUUGUUAGAGUUGACUGGAGAAUACAUUGUUUGAGUCUGUGAUCUAUAUUCAAUAAAAAAAUCUAGCAAAGUCAAGGUUCUAGAUAUUUCCUCUAUUUGUAGGGUCAGCUAAGAUUGUCUUAGAUAUAUUUUGAAAAUGUGCUUUUAUUAGUCCUCUUUCAGUACUGGCUUAGAACAGGGGGUGGGUUGCCUGAAUCAGCCAGGAAAACCUAUAACUUAGUAGAGUUGUCUCUAAUAAACGUCCUUGACUAGAUUAACACAUAGUUUUCUUCUCGUUUGAAUUAAUAUUAUAAGUCAUUGCAUAGUUGAGCAUCUCCUGAUGAGCCUUUGCAUUAUUAGAACAGUAGGUUCUGCUCACUUCCUGUACUUUUUUUUUGACUAAAUUCCUUUGUCACAGUAACAUGACAUAUUGCCUUCCAUUUGAAUGUGAUACAGGUUUGAAUAAGACACUGUGUUUCUGGAAAUAAAAUGAUAAUUACACUUGUAUAAUUUGCAGAGAGUUAUCAUUUCUACAAAUUAGGUGAUUAUAGAAAUGAAAUUUAUUUAAAGAACUCAUCUAAUCUCAAUUGUCCCUUGGCUUUUGACUUUCAUAAUACCGGUAGCAGUGCUGUGACAUUUCAUGUAAAAAAAAAAAACCUCCACUUUUCCCAGUCAGCAGCUGUUUUCAGCAGGAUAUCAAGAGAGAGGUCGGUCCUUACUGUCAUUGGCAGGAAAAAUCCUUGCCAGAAUACUCCUUGACCAACAGACCAACUCCAUAGUAGAAAUUGUGCUUUUUGAGAGUCAUUGUAGUUUCUGGGCUGGUAGAAACAGACAUGGUCUUGUGUCAAAUGGAGGGAGCAGAACCUGGACUUUUACGCUGCCUUCAUUAAUCUCACGACAGUCGCGAUGGUUAAUUGAGGAUGUUGUCCAAGUUUGGAUGCCCUCCAAGGUUCCGAUCUAUUCUCAGGACAGUGUCUUGUUAGACAAUGGCCAAAUUAGACACUUCCCCAUAUAAAAUGGGGUAAAGUAGGGCUGUGUACUUGCUCCUCUUUAGUUUUCUCUUUGGUACAAUGCUGAUCCAUUUGAGGUAGAGAUUGCUUGAAGGCAUCCAUGUCGGGGUCCGCUCAGAUGGCAAUGUGUUUAAACUUCUGCACCUAGUGUCCCACACUAAAACAAAGAGUUGUUUGUAACAGAGCUUCUCUAUGCCCAUGAUUGCACCUUACUUGCUUGCACUGAACAUGAGGUUCAGCUGUUAACAAAUUUGCAUACGCUGCCACUGUUUUUUUUAAACAAUAAACUCGGAAAAACAGAAGUCAUCUUUCAGAAGUCACCAAUAAAAUCUACUCAGCCCAAAUGAAUGUACCAUACAAAAAUCAGUGCUAACAAAGCAGUGGUUCUCAUCACUAAAACACUUCAAUCAAAGGUGACUCCACUCCAUAAUGGGGAUACACUGGCAGAACUAUCUUACAAAUAACCAUGUUAUGCUGCAGGCUGUUGUGGACAGUAUAGAAGCACUUCUUACCAUUUGACAACUGAGCUUGGUCUGACACUUAUUCCACAUGGGGGACGACCUCAUGCCAAAAGGGAGCUUAAAGGAGUAUGGAGUAGCAGAUGUGCCCCUUGUAAGCGCUCUAAAGAUCACUGGCAUAGAGGAAAGGCAGCAGAUGUUCUCUGAAAGAGCUAGAUCUCUCUCAAAGGCCUUGGGCAACACAUUUGAAGCCCAGACAAAAACCUUUCCAAAAGACAGGCUUACAAAAGCUUUGCAUUAGAUGUGGAAAAAUAUGGAGGUCACAACUGGGUUUCCGUAAUCAUGUGAAACACUGCACUCAUCCUUAAUGUGAAACACUGCACUCAUCCUUAAUGUGAAACACUGCACUCUUAAUGUGAAACACUGCACUCAUCCUUAAUGUGAAACACUGCACUCAUCCUUAAUGUGAAACACUGCACUCAUCCUUAAUGUGAAACACUGCACUCAUCCUUAAUGUGAAACACUGCACUCAUCCUUAAUGUGAAACACUGCACUCAUCCUUAAUCUUCAGAAUCAAAGACAUUAUCACUAUUAUUGCACUUAAUAUUUCUCUCCACUGUUAAGUGAGUGUUUCUAUUAUUUAAUGUGAAGUCCCUAAGCAUUUUUGUGUAUUGAUAUUUAAAAAUAAAGGAAACAUUAAUAAUGAAUUUUUUUAAAGUAACAUUUAUAUCACAAAUGACAUUAUAUAACUAUUGGUUGUCAGGUUGUUGCAAACAUAGUUCUUGGUAUAAUUGAACUUUCCUUAUUGCUCUCAAACAGCCAGUUCUUGGUAUAAUUGAACUUUCCUUAUUGCUCUCAAACAGCCAGUUCUUGGUAUAAUUGAACUUUCCUUAUUGCUCUCAAACAGCCAGUUCUUGGUAUAAUUGA